Messenger RNA from Cornus florida, 578 nucleotides. RefSeq lists its product as uncharacterized. The record is from RefSeq and is a predicted model, not a curated record. The transcript has 2 exons. The coding region runs from base 1 to 354 and encodes 117 amino acids. NCBI's taxonomy places the organism in Eukaryota, Viridiplantae, Streptophyta, Magnoliopsida, Cornales, Cornaceae.
AUGGCUGGUAGACUUUUUGAUAGAGAUCGAGAUACGGCGAAGAAAGAAAAUGCCCCUGCAGAGUCCAAAACCGCAAAGAAAAAGAAAAAGAAGGAUAAAUCUUCCAAGGAGGUGAAGGAAUCAUAUGAUCAGACCAACAGCUCAGAUGCAACUAAUGGACCAGUGAAUGCUGCUGGGACCGAGCAAGCAGAAGAAGAUGCAUCUACGGUUGAUGUAAAAGAGCGGCUAAAGAAGAUGGCAUCUAUGAUAUAUGCUGCUGCAAAAACUGCUGCUACGGAGGCUGCUGCAAGAAGUGCAAAGCUUGCCGCGGCAAAGAAGAAAGAGAAGAACCAUUACAACCUUUUGGCUCAUUGAUCAUGUUAUAUCUUCUAUCGGACAGUUUUCCUCAUUGAGAAAUCAUUUUUUUUAUUUUUAUAAUGGUACUAAUUUCUCCAUCAUGUACCUAUUGAUCUUUAAAGUUGAUGAACGGCUCUAUGAAAAAAGGUUAUACAUUUCUUCUUGUAUUUUUUUUUCCUAAGUGGUACUCACGCACACGUCUGUUCUUUAUCGUCAACCUCUGAUCUAUUUUUGAAAAGUAA